Sander lucioperca (pikeperch) is the source of this 768-nucleotide messenger RNA. It is a transcript of the gene mrps28, whose product is annotated as mitochondrial ribosomal protein S28. Gene Ontology annotation, cellular component: mitochondrial small ribosomal subunit. The record is from RefSeq and is a predicted model, not a curated record. The transcript has a single exon. Lineage: Eukaryota; Metazoa; Chordata; Actinopteri; Perciformes; Percidae. The coding region runs from base 44 to 595 and encodes 183 amino acids.
UCUUCUCUACCGGACGUGCUGCUCUCCUCGGUGUUGUGACAACAUGGCGGCCCUGUGGAAGGUUGUUUCCAGCGUCAGGACGUGUGGAGUCCGUCUCCCCGCCGACAGGUUCUCCAGAACCUCCUCCUCCUUCAGCUCGGACUCCGGCAGCGACCAGAGACCCAGAACCGGCGGCUUCGCUGCCGCCUUCGACCUUCAGUCGGAGCUCCGGCGACGGCGGGAGGUGGAGAACUCCGUGGCCGACGGCAGCGUCUCUUCCCCUGGGCAGGAACACAGCUUCGCCUCGCUGCUGCGCCGGUCCCCGCUGAUCCAGAUGGGACCGGCCAAAGACAGAGUGGUUAUCGGGAGGAUCUUCCACGUAGUCCAGGACGACCUGUACGUCGAUUUCGGCGGGAAGUUCCACUGCGUUUGCCGGCGGCCGGCGGACGGAGAGAAGCUACAGCGGGGGAGCAGAGUCCGUCUGCGGCUGCAGGAUCUGGAGCUCACUGCCCGCUUUUUGGGAGCCAACACCGACACCACGCUGCUGGAGGCCCAGGCCGUACUGCUGGGCCCGCUGGAGGGAAGGGAAGCCCGGGAGAACCAGAACCAGGACUGAGCGGGGAGGACUGUCACAGCCUGCUGAAGCUUAAAUGACAGGUUUCCUAAAGGGAGUCUGGCGGGACUCGGACUGUGGACUCGUUGAAAUACAUUUCAGUCUGUUUAAACUCUUUAGUUCAGAAGGGUGAAGUUUCCGUGAAGUGAUUAUAAUAAAUAUUCUUUGUAUUAACA